Molecule: messenger RNA, 4071 nt
Organism: Osmerus eperlanus (European smelt)
Lineage: Eukaryota; Metazoa; Chordata; Actinopteri; Osmeriformes; Osmeridae
Product: probable ATP-dependent RNA helicase ddx6
Exons: 13
Coding region: 926-2389 (487 amino acids)
Biological process (GO): negative regulation of translation; P-body assembly; cytoplasmic stress granule assembly
Cellular component (GO): P-body; cytoplasmic stress granule
Molecular function (GO): RNA helicase activity; mRNA binding; ATP binding
Source: RefSeq, a predicted model, not a curated record
GCGGCCAUGUUGAAUUGUCGUCAAUUUCUGAGAGAGAAGACAAAAGAGUGUGAAGUCGGUGAAUAUCUAGAGAAACAAAGUAAAGCAAACUACAAAUAUCUGCUUUUACCAACCAAGUCAAAAAGAGGAGACUUUAAAUGAAUGUACAUAAAGGUCGUUUGUCGAGCAACUACAUCUACAAUAGAAGCCAUACGAGUCGAGUGACGACAAUUGCAGAGCAAACAUUGAAAACUCACUGAAGAAAACAUAAGCCAAACUAUUCCUGUAUUUUUGUCUAUGCCAGGAACCAAUUUAUGAGCAUUAGCGACAUACCAAGUUGAAAGAGACAGAAAAUAUUAAAUCAUAGUAAUAGUCCAUGUGAUUGGCCAGGAGGACCACAUUUUGCAACGGGUUUAUAUGAAUGUCAAAAAACAGAUAUCCACUUGGACAGUCAGAACGACAUCUGUGAACAUACAGAAACAGAAACAAAGCUCACCUGUUUAGAAGACGGGAAAAGCCUAAUACUACAAAUAAAAGGAAUAUAAAAAAAAUAAAAAACAAACAAUAAAAAGCUGCAAAGCCAGCCAGUUGACUUUUGGAAGAAAGCGAACCAACGCAGAAUUGUUUUGAACUGAUAUAUGAUCUAUUUAUUCAUAUAAAUACUAAUUUCUCCCAUUUUUGGAGAGUUGUCUUGUAUAUAGACAGGGAUCUUACGUCGGACUCUAUUUUUCAAGAGAUCUGCACGUUAAGCUGUGUACACGUAGAUUCUUUGAUUCGAGAAGCUAGAAACAAAGAUUUUUAGUUCUUCGGUUUUUAUUCUACGUGGGCAUUUGAGCCAACUUCCUAAAAAGAUUUAAGAAAACACAGGAAAGAUAAAUACAAAUAAAAACAAAUUUAGCUUUAUACUGGUAGAGAUAAGAGGACUCAAGCUAAAUCUCGUAACGCCAUGGCUACAGCAAGAAUGGAGAACCCUGCAUCCAUAAUGGCACUGAACAAGCCAAACGGGCAGAUGAGAGGACAGGCCAAAGCAACUGGUCUACAGUCAGGACCCCUGGCUGUUGCCCAGCUACCAGGUGUCCCUCCGAAAGGAGGCAGCAUUACCCAGGGUAGUGGGGGCAUAAGGUUCGGUGAUGACUGGAAGAAGUGCCUGCAGCUCCCUCCAAAAGAUACCAGAUUAAGAACCUCAGAUGUGACAUCGACCAAAGGGAACGAGUUUGAGGACUACUGCCUGAAGCGGGAGCUGCUUAUGGGGAUCUUUGAGAUGGGAUGGGAAAAGCCCUCUCCUAUACAGGAGGAGAGCAUCCCUAUAGCUCUGUCAGGCAGGGACAUCCUUGCCCGGGCCAAGAAUGGCACAGGGAAGAGCGGAGCCUACCUCAUCCCCCUCCUGGAGAGGAUAGACCUUAAGAAGGACCACAUACAAGCCAUGGUGAUGGUGCCCACAAGAGAGCUGGCCCUGCAGGUGAGCCAGAUCAGCAUCCAAGUGAGCAAGCACCUGGGUGGGGUGAAGGUCAUGGCUACGACAGGAGGCACCAACCUGAGGGACGACAUCAUGCGUCUGGACGAGAUAGUUCACGUGGUAAUUGCCACACCAGGCAGGAUCCUGGACCUGAUAAAGAAGGGCGUAGCCAAGGUGGAUAAAGUCCAGAUGAUGGUCAUGGAUGAGGCGGACAAGCUGCUGUCUCAGGACUUUGUGGUCUUGAUCGAGGACAUCAUCAGCUUCCUAGCCAAGAACCGGCAGAUUCUGCUGUACUCUGCCACUUUCCCCAUGAGUGUGCAGAAGUUCAUGGCCAAACACCUGCAGAAGCCUUACGAGAUCAACCUGAUGGAGGAGCUGACUCUAAAGGGCAUCACUCAGUACUAUGCGUACGUGACUGAGAGGCAGAAGGUCCACUGCCUCAACACCCUCUUCUCCAGGCUCCAGAUCAACCAGUCAAUCAUCUUCUGUAACUCCACCCAGAGGGUGGAGCUGCUGGCCAAGAAGAUCACCCAGCUGGGCUACUCCUGCUUCUAUAUCCACGCCAAGAUGAUGCAGGAGUACAGGAACCGCGUGUUCCACGACUUCAGGAACGGACUGUGUAGGAACCUGGUCUGCACAGAUCUGUUCACCAGAGGAAUCGACAUCCAAGCUGUGAACGUGGUUAUCAACUUUGACUUCCCGAAGAAUGCAGAGACCUACCUGCAUCGCAUUGGCAGAUCUGGGAGGUUUGGUCACCUUGGCUUGGCCAUCAACCUGAUCACCUCGGAGGAUCGCUUCAACCUGAAGUCCAUCGAGGACCAGCUGGUGACCGACAUCAAGCCCAUCCCCGGCAGCAUCGACAAGAGCCUGUACGUGGCCGAGUUCCACUCUGUGGACCCGGACGCGGAGCUGGAGGCAGGCAGCGACCGACGCAGGGAGCUCAGUGCAGCCUGAACGGAGAAAGAGGCAUCUGGCAUUCAUCACAUCCUCUGCUGCACAAUCAGCAAUAUUUGGACCAAUUCUCCUUUUUUGUCCUCCAUUUAAGUAAUCAAAGCACACCCAAAUCUGUCAGUUUUCUUUUUUAUCGAAAGUUUUUAGUUUACAGCAGUGGCCGAUUUACGACGGGCAGUUUUCCAGCUUGUCUAGUUAAACCAAUGUGUUAACGCCCAACGUGCCAGCUGUCCAGCUCUGUAAGGUUACAGCCAUACUGCUCACAUCACAGGAUGGUGUGGAUAAUGCUCUGCUGGGUUGAGAGAGGCUUGUGCUACUGGUCAGGUUCUUCCUAGAGCUUCUAUGAGCAGGUGGAUGAGAAGAGAAACAGAAACCAAAGCUGAAAUAUAUGGAUUAUUCCAGGAACCAAAAUGAGCCGCUUUGACUGUCUGAGGAAAGCCAUCUUGGUGCUUCAAGGAAGGCCAGAGAACCACACGAAAGGACAGCUUUCCGAGUAGACCUGUAAAUAUGUCGUCUUUAAAAAGGGGUUUACGUGUGUAGGACUCAUCCAUGUGUGGUUCACCUAGUUUUCAAAGGGGCGUACAUCCAAUUAUGCGCGUUGAUCAGUUUAAAUGUUUUGUACUUUAUGCCUCCGUUAAGCACAAAGUGGUACAGACAGACUUCGGGGCAGCAGAUCAGAUGACAACUUGACUGGUAGAACCUGACGAGUCACGAGGGGCCUUGAUCACAAUGGGCAAGCGUUCCUUUUAGAUGUGCAGUAGACCUGGCGUUGAAACCUGCCCCCCUCCCCCUCAGCUGGACCUCACUCUUCCUCCCGUUCCCUCAAGUGCCUUAAUCUAGCCUCUACUCACUCCUCCAGACAGUAAAUCUGCUUUCCUGUUCACGUGUUUGUUUGCCUUCCAGUCUUUUGUUGUCUUCUAAAAAACCUGUACCGACCCUGUGGCUCAAGGAAGCAGCAAGUAAUUAGAUGCCCACAAAACUUCCAGCAAUGUGAGUCACAGCCAGGUUAUCACUGUCUGGUGAAACAAAAGGAGAACCUGAGACUCGUUGCGCAAACUUGGUGUUUUCUGACAAGGAUUAUGUUGAAGGAAGUUAUAUCCGCAGUUUCCACCGCCAGAGGAAAGUUUUAAUUUGGCAAAUGAAAGUCACUUAUUUCAUAGUAUCACAGUUUUACCUCCCCAUGGUUUUAAAGCGCCAAAUGAAAUGUUAGUAUACUGUCUUUGAGUUGUCGGAAGCCAGUCUGCAGCAUUGUGUCAACCAGCAGAAAGACCAAUGUGAUAUGUUUUCCAAUCUGGUCUCAACAAUACUGAGUUUUGUGGUCUUGACAUUGAAGAUAACGACACAACCGAAGUAUCGCACGAAACGGCGAGAGGACGAUAUUUGGUCUUUUUUUUUUUUUUUUUACUUUUGUGCUCCAAAGGUUUGUGGUGGGACAGUUAACCAGCAUUAUCACCGAAUCCAUAACCUUUCCUGUCGUCAGUGAAAUCCAGUGUGUUUGAAGCCUGAUGGACCCUGUGAGCCGUAUGUGUCUGACUCUGUUUCAAGGACCUGUCACUUUGUCAUGUCAGCGGAGGUGAACCAUUGAUAUUCUGUCAAGCAAUCUAAUUUGAUAAAAAGUUUCCUUUUUCUGAAAGUAUAUGAAUGCCAGUGCCUCAAAAAUAAAAUAAAAUCUUUUCUCCACUACA